UUUCCACGAACCCUUUGAUUACCUGCUAGAUAAAGGAUGCCUUUAUGCUUUAUGAACCGCUGCACUUACCUUCACCACCACUGGCAUUUCUGCUGGACCAGGAGAAGUGCGACAAGGGCUCGGCACAGAGACCGCGGAUGCAGAGCAGUAAGGCUGCUAUCGGCACCGGAAACCCUGUAGAAAGUGUGUCCUGCCUUAGAGCAGCGCUGGAGAAUCACACAGGACACGCGCAGGCCCAUACACCGCCAAUUAGGCGCACGAUGGCGAAAGGAGUGGGCGCACUUGGACAGAGCAUCGGUUCCUUAUCCGGGGACUGCCUCUCCCUCUGCUAUUGGGCGGCUCAAUCACGUGGUAAAAGUAACUUUACAGGGUCGCUCGCUAGUAGGAGGGCUUUAUGGAGCAGAAAAACGACAAAGCUAGAAAAAUUAUUUUCCACUCCAGAAAUUAAUGAUCAUGAGCUCGUAUUUGAUGGACUCUAACUACAUCGAUCCGAAAUUUCCUCCAUGCGAGGAAUAUUCGCAAAACAGCUACAUUCCAGACCACAGCCCCGAAUACUACAACCGCACGAGGGACACUGGUUACCAGCAUCACCAUCAGGAGUUGUAUCCUCCGCGAGGGAGCUACCAGGAGCGCCAGUAUAACUGUCCAAAUAUCCCCGAGCCUGACACUCAACGAGGGCAUGGGCUACCCCUUUCCGGGCACCUGCUUGUUGGGAAAGGACAAGCAGCGUCAUGUGAACCCCCACCGUUAUCCACGUCCCCCUCUACCCCAGCGACUGCGUCCACCGCCUGCAGCCAAGCUACACCGGAGCAUCCAAACAGCACAGCCUCUUCAAAGCAACCCGUAGUCUACCCUUGGAUGAAGAAAAUUCAUGUCAGCACCGUGAACGCCAGUUACAAUGGAGCGGAACCCAAGCGGUCUAGAACUGCUUAUACACGCCAGCAGGUCUUAGAAUUGGAGAAGGAAUUCCACUAUAAUCGCUACCUAACUCGGCGAAGACGCAUCGAGAUUGCUCAUUCAUUGGUUCUCUCCGAACGGCAGAUCAAAAUUUGGUUUCAGAACCGCAGGAUGAAGUGGAAAAAAGACCAUAGGCUACCCAACACCAAAGUCAGAUCCUCAUCUUCCACAGGCGUACCCUCUGGGUCCAACACAACCACAUCAGCCGGCGCUGUCGCGGCUGCUGCGGCUUCUAACACCGUGGCCGCGUCCGAGGAAAUCCCCCGGGUGUCCGGAGCCGAACGUGUCGAGGAUAUUACAAGGUUUAUUUCAGCCGAGAUGGCCGACCUUUCCAACCCCGUGACCUGGCAGAUUCUCCCAACGUGUACCUUCUAUUAAGACGUUUGUUCACAU
Molecule: messenger RNA, 1350 nt
Organism: Brienomyrus brachyistius
Lineage: Eukaryota; Metazoa; Chordata; Actinopteri; Osteoglossiformes; Mormyridae
Gene: hoxc4a
Product: homeobox C4a
Exons: 7
Coding region: 448-1335 (295 amino acids)
Biological process (GO): regulation of transcription by RNA polymerase II; anterior/posterior pattern specification; embryonic skeletal system morphogenesis
Cellular component (GO): nucleus
Molecular function (GO): RNA polymerase II cis-regulatory region sequence-specific DNA binding; DNA-binding transcription factor activity, RNA polymerase II-specific
Source: RefSeq, a predicted model, not a curated record